UAAUAUUGAUAGUCAAUAAACCCUAUUUUUCCGUUUUCUUUGUUUCCUUCAUCAAAGAAACCAACUUAAAAAAGCUAACACAAUGAACCGUACAGUGAAAGUGGUGCAAGAGUUGAAGCCUCCAUUGCUGAUGAUGCUGGUGCAGGUUGCAUAUGCUGGAAAUACUGUCAUUGCUAGCCUCGCCAUAACUGAUGGAAUGAGCAUUAAAGUAUUCAGUGCCUACCGUCACAUUUGGGGAGCUGCUAUCACUGUUAUUCUUGCUUUUAUUUUCGAAAGAAAGAACAGACCAAAGUUGACAUGGAGGGUGCUCGUGAUGACAUUUUUUUGCGGAUUAUUUGGAGGGAGUUUAUUCCAGAAUCUUUUUUUCACCGCGGUAGCGCUGGUAUCAGCAACAUAUGCUAACGCUAUUCUAAACAUGAUUCCUGUGGUCACCUUCAUCCUCUCCUUCCUUUGCGGCUACGAAAAGUUAAAUUUGCAUACCGCAGCAGGGAAAGCUAAGGUGAUGGGAACGAUAAUUGGAGUUAGCGGGUCAAUGAUGCUGUCAUUCUUGAAAGGGGUAGAAAUAAAUAUUUGGAAGAAUAUUGACAUUAAUCUUAUGCAUAAAAAACACAACACUCAGAUAAUAGCAUCAGAUGGAAAAGAGUGGAUUGGUGUUCUAUGUGGUAUUGGAUGUUGCUUCAGUUUUUCACUAUGGCUCAUCAUUCAGGCUAAGCUGAGUAAGGAAUAUCCAAGGCACCACUCAAGUACAUCGUUAAUGAAUUCAAUGGCGGCACUACAAGCCACACUCUUUGCCCUUUGUUUUGAAAAAGAUUGGAAUCAAUGGAAGUUACCUUCAGCUAUUAGGAUUUUGUCCGCACUCUAUUCGGGAAUUGCGGUGACCGUAUUUGUGAAUAUUGUAACUUCAUGGUGUGUACGGAAGAGAGGUCCACUAUAUGCAUCUGUGUUCAACCCCCUUGCCCUUGUGAUCGUGGCUCCUACUGCUUCCCUCUUGUUACAAAAUAAACUAUACCUUGGAACUGUAGUUGGCGCAGCGCUAAUUGUGUGUGGGUUGUACAUGGUGCUGUGGGGAAAAAGCAAAGAAAUGAAACCACCAACCGAUUUGGUGUCUUCGGAGACAGAAUUAAGAAGGACCGAGGUUGUUGUCGUGUCUGCCAACGAUAAGAAUGAGCAUGUUAGCAAUAACCAGGUGAAUAGUAUAAAAGCAACACUGUAACCGAAGGCUCUUUAAUGAAUCUUUGGAAAUGGUGAUCAUUGAAUGAAUGACAUUGAAAAUAAUUGUGGGAAGGAAUUGAUGUAGGAACGCAUGGACAGUACCUCACCAACGUUUUUUUUUUUUUUUUGUUAAAUAAAUGUAUAGUUUCAGAUGUAGUUAUGAUGCAGUCUCUCAUGUUUCUCUACCUUGCACAACACCGUGUUGUUAUAGUUAUAGCUUAUAGAAAUAUAUGGAACAAAGACAUAUUUUUAUUUUGGUGUGAUGGACCGAUCUUUGCAUGAAUUAUAUUAAAUAGUUAGUAAGCAAUAUAC
Molecule: messenger RNA, 1524 nt
Organism: Vigna unguiculata (cowpea)
Lineage: Eukaryota; Viridiplantae; Streptophyta; Magnoliopsida; Fabales; Fabaceae
Product: WAT1-related protein At1g25270-like
Cellular component (GO): membrane
Molecular function (GO): transmembrane transporter activity
Source: RefSeq, a predicted model, not a curated record